AUGUCUCCGACAAGCGCAACGCAGUUCCGCCUGGCGCUGCCGGGCCUCGCGCUGCCCUUGGUGCCGGCGGCGGCGGUUACGCGGGCCUGGCAGGCUGUGGGUACCGCGGUCUGGUGGGGACUCAGGCGCGAGCCCCGACGUUCACGCGCCUUCAGAACCUCGCUGGUUCGGAACGCGCGCCGCCACCGAACACUGCUCACCUUGCCUCCGGCUUAGUCAGCAGUAAACGGAAGGCUCCCAGAGGCUCCGCGCCUCUUCAAAGGACUUGACCCCGCUGCUCUGUUCCUCAUGGGCAAUUACCUAGGCAAGCCCGCGCCCCCGCAGCCUGCCUCCCCCUCGGAGGCCAGGGACCUGCGGGAGAGGCCUGGCCGCCGCCCGCCCGCCCGCCCCACGCCGCCGCCAGCUCCAUCAGGCCAAAGCCCCGCGGUUCCUACUCACCCCUCCCUACCCACUCCUCUUCCCCGACCCGCUAGGAGGACUUCCCUCCGGGACUGUGGCUCUGCAGCUCAUCGGUUUGGAGGAACACCUCGCAGAAGAUACCCAGUCCAGCAGGCCCCGUACUCCUGGCUGGGGGUCCGCCCCACGGUGUGCGGGAGUAGUUGGCACAGGAGGCCUGUGCUCUCUGCUCGCAAUUCCAAAACGGUGCGCAGCCCAGUGACAGUGAGGAUUGCUCCUCCGGAGAGCAAACUGAAUCGUCCCCCGCUAUCAGGGCAGAUUAGCAGCUCCACACUGUCCUCACCGUCCACUACCGGCCCGGACCCAUGUGCAAAGGAGACGGUGCUGAGUGCCCUCAGAGCCUGGAAGCAAAGGACAGCGAAGGAGGAAGACCAAAUAUGUGCUGAUGGCCAGGAAAAUAAGAGAAGGCGCCAUGAGAGCAGUGGAAGCGGACCUUCGGCAUUCGAGCCGCUGGUGGCCAAUGGACUCCCUGCCUCUUUUGUGCCUAAGCCUGGGUCUCUGAAGAGAGGUCUCAGUCCCCAGAGCUCAGACGACCACUUGAAUAAGAGAUCACGCACCUCUCCUCUGAGCUCCUUGACCAGCACGGACACAGGCGGCUUCCCCAUCGCCAGCCGCAACGCCAUCACCAGUUCCUACAGCUCUACUGGAGGUCUCUCUCAGCUGCGGAAGAGGAGUGCUCCUAGUUCAUCUCCCUUCUCUGGCCCAGCUUCAUCCUGCUCCCAGACUCUAGCGAGGCCAGCAAAGAGAAGAAGAGAACAGGAACUUCCUCAUCGUUCUGGUCCUUCAACUCCCUUCAUAGCGGACAAGGAGUCCCGGGGAGCACCAGCUGCCGACACAGCCACGUGGAAGAAACAGAACUCGAGGAAUUCUCCAUCAAUCCCUGGCAGCUCAGGGCAGCGUAGACGGAAGGUGCAGCUGCUGCGGUCCUGGCGAGGGGACCAGCUGAGCUUGCCUCCGCCUCCCCAGCUUGGCUAUUCCGUCACUGCUGAAGACAUAGACUUGGAAAAGAAAGCUUGGUUUCAGUGGUUUAACGAGAUCUUGGAGGAUAAGACUGAUACCGCCUGGAGCUCUGUCCCCGAGAACCCACCUAGCAGGCAGCCUCCCUUCACUUUCAGCCUGCCUGCUGCUGGGACUCCCGCCACCGCAACCUCGCUCCCAGCCCCCAGCCCUAACCCACUGUUGAAGAGCUCGAAGGAGAUGCAGGAUGCCCCAGGCCUCCCAUCCCUCCCCACAUCUGCUGGCAUGGCAACCACUGUGGCCCAGUCACCUCCGAAGACACCCAGGCCUCUGGCCCCUCUUGGCCCUUCACAGUCAGGGCCUCUUCCGGGCACCUCCUCGGACUCCAAACCUACAGCCAUUUCCUUUGGCGGCACCCUUAUCCCUGCUUCUUCCACAGGGCCAGUCACCAACACCACGUCACCUCCAGCCCCUCAGGCCGAGACGUCUGCCAAAUCCCAAGCCUUGUUGGCCCCAUCUCCCACCCCCAAGCACAACAUUCCCUUUGGAAUGCUGAGCACCUCAGCUGCUCACCCUCCUGCCUCUGCAGCUCCGGCUGUGGCUUCACCAUCUCCCGUGCUCGAUCCCAUGUGUUGGCCCCCUCCUAAAAGCAAGAACGAGGGCGCCUUGCCCUCUAGCCCUUCCAAGGUCACAGCCACCACAUCUUCCAGCUCAGCCCUCCCCAUAACUACCGGCAGCCCAUCCCUCACUUUUAAGCCUGUCUCUCACACCAGGGAGGCAGCUGCUCCCGUGCCCACAUUAACUCCCUUCUUCAAGCAGACAGCUCCUCCGGCCAGUACUCUGCGCGCCCCUCUCUUCACUGGCCAGACCAGUGCCACCUCUGCGGUGGCUCCUGCGACCACGGCUGGCCCCUCCUCCGUAGACUCUGCUCUGAAGCCCAUGUUCCGCUUCUGUGUGAGCAGCAUGACCAGCAGCCUGAGCAGCGUGACUAGCCCCACCGCUUCCACCGCCCAGCCCUUCCUCUUUGGGCCUCCCCCUGCCUCUGGGGCCAGCUUCACCCCAGCCGUGGGCUCCAGCUCCACAGUCCAGUUUGGUAAGCCUCCCACCCUGCCUCCUUCAACAGCAGUCACCAGCUUUGGCGCGUCCCUUCCCAGUGCCGCUCAGACAGUCGCCGGCAGCAGCAGCAGCACUGCUGGCGAUGGCGAUGUGGGCAGCACCCUUACAGCCUCUGCCCCAGCCACCACCAGCCAGCCCGCGCUGACAUUCAGUCGCACCGCCACCCCAGCUUUCAACAUUCCCUUUGGCUCAAGUGCCAAGCCCUCUCUCUCAUCACACCCAGGAUCCAAGCCCCGGCCCAGCUUCGGGGCCACUGAUGGGCAGCAGCAGUGGGCUGCCCAGCCAUCCCUUGUGCCCAGCUUGUGCAGCUCCUUCACGCUGGGAGACUCUGCAGCCCCCGCCCCGACUGCAACUCCAGCCGCAGCCCAGCCCACCUUGGGCAGCACCACAAGUCCACUCUUGGGCCUGAAAGCCACAGCCUCUGCCUCUGGAACCCUGGCCGGCCCCCAGCCAGCCUUGGGCAGCACCACAGCCGUUUUCUCCUUUGGUGCAGCCACCACCUCUGGCUUGGCGGCUACAACCUGGACCACCAGCGGUGGGACCAGUAGCUCCAGUAGCACGACACCGUCCCCCUUCACAUUUGGGGGAUCAGCAGCCCCAGCUGGCAGCAGAGGCGUUGGGAUCAGUGUGGCUUCCCCAGGAACCAGCUCUGCCUCAGGCGCCUUCGGCCCCGGAGCAGGACGGAGGGGGACCGCUGGCAGCAUGACUCCUUUUGUGGGAGGCUUGAGUCAGAACAGCCUGGGUGCGCCCCGCCAGAACAUCUCCUUUGCCUUCAAGGUGGCCUGCACUCCAGACAGCAAACCUGUGUUUGGAGGCAGCUCCACGCCCACCUUUGGUCAGAGCACCCCUGCCCGUGGGGUGGGCACAUCAGGCAGCAGCCUCUCCUUUGGAGCAUCCUCAACACCCACCCAGGGCUUUGUUAGAACAGGGCCUUCCUUUUCCAAGGGUGCAGGAUCCAAGCCCCCAGGGGCUUGGCAACAGCUGCAGGCCAGGAGACAGCACACUAGCAAGAAGUAG
Messenger RNA from Sus scrofa (pig), 3546 nucleotides. The record is from RefSeq and is a predicted model, not a curated record. NCBI's taxonomy places the organism in Eukaryota, Metazoa, Chordata, Mammalia, Artiodactyla, Suidae.